AUGAUGAAUUUCCUGGUUGGUUUGCUUCCUAUUAUACUUAUUACAACUAAUUCCCAGAUUUUAGAAGCUUUAGAAUUGAAAUCUAAAAAGUCCGACUUUGUAUUUCAGAAAACUUUAAAAACAAAUAGUAUAUGUCAGACAUUGGAUUGUAAAGUACACAAAGGCUAUAUAGGUACCAGUCCAGGUGAAUGUUUCUUUGUAACUCGUUGUAGUAAUUGUAAAAGGGCGACAAAAUUGCAUUCUCCAGCUUCUUUUUGUUCAACUUUUUCUUCUUUUUCCGAAGAAAUUACUUUAUUUCAAGGUUUUCUACAGUUAGAAAAUAUAGUAUCAAAAUCAGAUAAUAAUGAAGAUGCAGAUUCUCUUUUAGAUUCAGGAGAUGAUAAAGAUAAUAUAUCUGAUUCAAUAGAAGAUUCUAAAGAUUCUGAAGACUUUUCAAAAAAGGAUAAAAGUGAAUUAGAUAGUAAACAAGAAGAAGUUUCUAGUCAGAUAGUGAAUGAAGAUGAUGAAAGUGUAAAUAAUAUGUAUUCCUUAAAUUCAUUAAAGUCCUCAUUUCUUCAGUUACAUUCUGAUAUGAGUACUGAUGAUUCUGAUUUCUUAGAAGAAAAUGAAACUCAGAAGAAACCCAACAAAAAGCAUACGAAUAAUUCUUCAAAAUAUAAGAAAGUAAACUCAAAGGUCCCAGAAAUUUUCAGAAAUAUUUUUAAAAAAAAAAAGACUGAAAAUAAAAAAUCAAAUAAGGAUAAUGAUAAUGAUAUAGAAGAUGAUGUUGAGGUUGAAAAAAAAAAGAAAAAAAGCUCAAGGGGCUUUCCAGGGCUAAAUAUAUUCGAGGGGAAAAAAUCGAAAAAUAAGCAUAUAGAAACCGAAUAUAAAUACGAAAAUGAAGGAUCAAUUAUGAGAAUGGGAUCUAAAAUAGAGUGGUUUUUAAAAGGAGAAAAGUUUCUUUCAAGAAUAAACAAUUGUGAAGUUAUUAACAAUUAUGUGCAACUUACAGUUCAUACCUUAAUACAAUUUUACUCUACAGAAAUAAGUAACAAAGAAAAUUCUUUUUUUACAAAACGCAAAUAUCCAUCUUUUGAAUUUAAGGUAGAUGUUCAAUGUAAAGAAGAUUCAAAAUGUAUUAAACCUUCUCAAUAUAUAGGAAAACUAAGGCCUAAUCAAAAACUUCUUUUAUCAAAUGCUGUUUCAGUACCUAUUGAUGUAUUAUCUAAAAAUGGCCUAUCUACCAUUAUACAAGGCUUAAAGGCUACAUAUAAAUGCAAUAGUAAACACUGUUAUCCUAAUCAAUAUAACUCUUGUGUUAGAAUUACUUGUUCUUCAAACCAAAAUACUCUUCAACAAGACAAAUGGAAAGCUAAACAGGAAUUACUUAAUAAGGAAAGGUUAAAUAUAAUGGAUUCAACAGUAUCAAAAGAGCUUCAAGUCUUUAGAGAUGAAUCUACAAAAGCUGCAGAAGAAAGGAAGAGAAUUCUUGAUCAGAAGAGUGAACUUAAAGAAGAAAUUCCUAAAAAAGAUGUUGAAGUUAUUGAGGAAAAAGUUUCAUAUGAUAAUAAUUAUGAUAUAAUAAACAAAGAUGAAAGAGAAUCUAAACAAGAUAUUAAUAAUACUACUUUAGUAACUCAAGAGUUUAAACAGAACUCUAAAAAUUUUAACAAUAAAUCAAAUAUAAAUAAAGAUGAAGAAACUAACUUGUCUGUAGAAUACCAAACUAUCCAUGAGGGUGAAGCUAUUGCACCUCCUACUGAAGAAAUACGUCAGCAGAGCUUAGAGCAGCGUCUUAAACGUUCAUUAUCUAUAGCUGAUACAAAUAUAGAUGAAGCAGAGGAUCAAGAACUUCAUGAAAAAAAUCAAGAUGAUGAAUCUUUAAAUCAUAUUGAAUUCAACGAAGUACAGCCUUCAAUACCUAUUGAUAAAGAAACUGAUGAACCAAUAGUUAACAAAUCAAAUGGGAAAAUAGUAAUAUUUAUAACAAUUGGUAUUGCCACCUUCUUACUUAUUCUUGGAGGAAUACUCUGUAUAAUGUGA
This is a messenger RNA of Cryptosporidium muris RN66, 2022 nucleotides long. RefSeq lists its product as uncharacterized. Bases 1 to 2022 code for a protein of 673 amino acids. NCBI's taxonomy places the organism in Eukaryota, Apicomplexa, Conoidasida, Eucoccidiorida, Cryptosporidiidae. The record is from RefSeq and is a predicted model, not a curated record. The transcript has 6 exons.